AAGUGGCUGGGACAGUAUUGUGGACCUGAUCUCAAGUAAAACUACUACAACUGAACAGAAUGGUCACGUCGGAGAGGAGGAUGAGAACAAAGAGAGGGGGAACUGGUCCAGUAAAACCGACUACAUGCUCUCCACCAUCGGCUACGCUGUGGGCCUUGGCAACAUCUGGAGGUUCCCCUAUCUGGCCUACAAGAACGGAGGAGGUGCGUUCCUGAUCCCGUACUUCCUCAUGUUGUUUCUGGCCGGGCUCCCUCUGUUCUUCAUGGAGAGUGCUCUGGGACAGUUCUGCAGCCAGGGCCCCAUCAACGUGUGGAGGGCCGUACCUCUGCUGCAGGGAGUGGGCGUUGCCAUGGUGCUCAUCACUUUGAUCGUGAGUUUCUAUUAUAACGUGAUCAUCGCCUACAGUCUGUUCUACAUGUUCGCCUCGUUCCAGUCGCCUCUGCCCUGGGCGCGCUGCUCCGGCUGGGGCUCGGACAACUGCACUGACCCACACACAGUGCUGUGUAACGUCAGUGGAGUCAUUGUGUCAAACUGGACCCAACAAAACAUGAGCUGUCCUCCUUCAGACCAGAUCCAAGUCCAGAGCCAGACUCCAAGUGAGCAGUACUGGGAUGAGGAGGCCCUGAGGAGAUCCAGUGGGAUGGAUGAGACGGGGACAGUGGUUUGGCAUCUGGCUCUGUGUCUGCUGCUCAGCUCCAUCAUCGUGGGAGCGGCUCUCAUCAAGGGAAUCAAAUCCUCGGGGAAGGUGGUGUACUUCACUGCGACUUUCCCCUAUGUGGUGAUCCUCAUCCUGCUGAUCCGUGGAGCCACACUAGAGGGCGCCAGAGAUGGCAUUGAGUAUUACAUUGGGACUCAGUCAAAUCUGACCAAACUGGCAGAUGCUCAGGUGUGGAAGGACGCAGCCACCCAAACCUUCUACUCGUUAUCGAUCGGAUGGGGUGGAGUCCUAACUCUGGCGUCUUAUAAUAAUUUCAACAACAACGUGUUCAAAGAUGCCUUCAUUGUGUGCUUCACUAAUGCAGGCACCAGUGUCUUCGCAGGAUUCGCCAUAUUCUCCAUCCUGGGUCACAUGGCUUUUGUUUACAAUAAACCUGUCGGAGAAGUCGUCAAAGAAGGUUUUGGUCUGGCGUUCAUUGCGUAUCCGGAUGCUCUGUCAAAGCUGCCCAUCUCCCCUCUGUGGUCGGUGUUGUUCUUCUUCAUGCUCCUGACUGUGGGGUUAGACUCACAGUUCGCUGGAAUAGAGGUGGUGAUCACUUGUGUGGUGGACGCCUGCCCUUCUCUGUUCAAUUCCAAACGAGCUCUUCUCACUUUGGCCAUCUCCUGCUCUGUGUUCCUGCUCGGCCUGCCCUGUGUCACCCAGGCAGGGAUCUACUGGGUCACCCUCAUCGACCAGUUCCUUGGGACUUGGGUGCUUCUGAUUGUGGGUUUUAUGGAAGUGGCUGCGGUCUCUUAUAUUUAUGGGGGAAACCGUUUUAUUAAAGACAUUGAGAUGAUGAUUGGAGACAAGACUUUUUGCUUCUGGUUAUGGUGGAGAGCCUGUUGGUUUUUCAUCAGCCCCUGCAUUAUUUUGGUGAUCCUAGUGUGGUCCCUCCUCACCUUCACCUCCCCCUCUUACGGGUCGGUGCCGUACCCGGACUGGGGCCUGGCUUUGGGCUGGUGCAUCGCUGUGUUUGUGCUCAUGUGGAUUCCUCUCAUCGCUCUCUACAAGUUUAUAAAGGCCCAGGGCUCAGUGUGGGAGCGUUUGAAAUCUCUGUGUCGUCCCACUGAAGACUGGCACCCGUAUCUAGAGAAGCACCGAGGAGAGAGGUACUCUGUGGAAAACCAAACCAACAAAUGUACAGAUACCUCCAGUGUCUCUGUGAUCUCCAGCUCGUGGCUUUGA
Molecule: messenger RNA, 1882 nt
Organism: Periophthalmus magnuspinnatus
Lineage: Eukaryota; Metazoa; Chordata; Actinopteri; Gobiiformes; Gobiidae
Gene: slc6a14
Product: solute carrier family 6 member 14
Exons: 15
Coding region: 125-1882 (585 amino acids)
Biological process (GO): sodium ion transmembrane transport
Cellular component (GO): membrane
Molecular function (GO): L-proline transmembrane transporter activity
Source: RefSeq, a predicted model, not a curated record